UACCUGGGUACCAGGUACCUUAUGUUCCUGUAGCUGACGUCAGACAAUCCAUCACCCACCAAGAAAGCAGCCACAGCCACAACAAGAUCCAUUUUUUGGAAUGCACGUCAACAAAGAUGUCAAGACACUUGUUUGUGCGACCGCCUUCCAGCAGCGGAAGGAAGGUUUGGUUGCGACAUCGGUUGGGCUCCAUUGCCUUUCUGCUACUGCUGUACCAUGACAUUACUGGCAGGUCGUCUGUGGCUGGUUUCCUACUCGUUCCAAUAAGGAAGGCCCCAAGCCACCAGGGACGGAUCAGCAACAGAUUUGCACCAUGUCGCAGGAGCUCAUGUAGUUUUUUACCAGUGGCUGCGAGUGACAAAGAUGUAUCUUCCUCUGUCAACGAGAAGAAGCUCCUUCUUCGAGACGAACUGAAAGAAGCCUUUGUCGACCAGAUUACCACUUCUAUCCAGGAGGGGACCUUUGUAUCACUGGUACUUCGUGGACCGAGCAGCAGCAGCAGCAGCAAGAAAAAGAACAACAAAGCGCAGCUAGUAGACGGUGAAGCCUUGCGAGGCUGUGUCAAACAAAUACAUGGCCGACGGAUUCAAUUGAAGGGACGGGAAUUCCUGCAAGUUACCUUCAAAUAUCAUAGCGCCACGGACAUUGCCAAGAAUUGGCCAUUGCAAGGCAGCAAAAGUGACCAUCGGAUGAUCCAUGAUGCUUUUCUGGAAAUACUGGAUCUUCGAGAUACCCCACUCAAUGGCGGCAACAGCAACAACAACAACUAUAUCCCUGCCUCGGAAUGGGGUGAUAAUGUGUUGGAAGACAGAGACCUUGCACACAUGUUGGGGAUUCAGCGGGGAAUUCUGACAACUUCCCAACACACUGUGGAGCUGGACGUAGGCUUUACUGCCAAGAAACCUCGACUCAAACGAGCCAAGUUGAAGGCACCCACCUCAGAUACCAAUAGUAAUGCUCCAUCGACUGCAGUGGUGGAAGAUCAUGAUCGAUCCAAACAAGUGCCGCUAAACAGCCAAUCCGCCUUUCUUCAAGCUUUGGGCGUAACCGAUACUCAGGGCAAGCCGAAGAGGGCCAUGGCUUCCAAAUUGCGACAAUGCCAAAAGUUUGUGGAAAUUGUCGGGAAUCUGGUAGAAAAGUGUUCUGGCGCCAACAAUCAGCAGCAGUCGGAUUGCGUUUCCGUACUGGAUAUGGGUUGCGGGCGUGGAUAUUUGACUUUUUCCUUACAUUCCUACCUGGUUUCCAAGUUUGGCAAGGAAACAGCCGUCAAAUCGAUUGGCAUUGAUAUGAGACCCAAACUGGUUCGUGAGGUCAAUGACAUUGCCCGAUCGCUGGGUUUGGACUUUGACGGACUGGUCUUUCAAGAAGGAUCGAUUGAAUCCAGCAUGGUGACAGCUGCGUCCAGCGAGAAUGACAACCACAACAACUCGCUUGACAUUUUGAUUGCGUUGCAUGCUUGCGAUACCGCAACAGAUGACGCUCUCUGGUGUGGUAUAUCCCGAGGCGCCAAUAUUAUCGUGGUGGCUCCCUGCUGUCACAAACAAGUGCGACCACAACUCGAUGCACUCCUGGCCCGUACCGAUAAUAAUAAAAAACAACCUCAUCCAUUGGCGGACAUUUUGCGACACAAUGUGUACCGCGAACGUCACGCCGAAACGGUGACGGAUUCUCUCCGUGCCCUGUUGUUGGAAGCGGCAGGAUACCAAGUGCAAGUGUUUGAGUUUAUUGGAGGCGAACACACGGCCAAGAAUGUCAUGAUUACAGCCAUUCGAAAACCAAACGUGCCAAGAAGGAAUACGACAGCUGAAAGCAGCAUUCUAAAUCGAAUCGACGAGUUGGCAUCCUUACACGGGAUAACCGAGCAAAAGUUGGCUCGGUGGAUGGGGCCAUCGUACUCGGGCAAGACGAGUCUAUUGCUGGGAUCGCAAACACUAGAGGGUUCAACAACCAACUUUCACCAGAAAAGAGUCCAAAAUGCCAAGAACAUGCCCCCACUGUGA
Molecule: messenger RNA, 2000 nt
Organism: Seminavis robusta
Lineage: Eukaryota; Bacillariophyta; Bacillariophyceae; Naviculales; Naviculaceae
Source: the annotation of a GenBank genome assembly